UUUUUUUUUAAUCUCUUUUUCUCCUUUAUUGUUGUACCUUAUCAAAAACAUGACCAUCACCAAAACCAUCACUCAAGAUAAACAACAACACUUCAAAGGUCCUAUCUUUGAAUCAGAUUCUCCUGAACCUACUUUACUCAAAGUCACUAAACUGGAUCCAAUAAAAGACUAUAGAACUCAACCAUGGAAAAAUGGACUAGGUACUACUUCUGAAAUAGGUAUAUACCCUCCUGAAAAAGAUUUCACUUUGGAUUCCUUCUUUUGGCGUUUUAGUAUUCAUACCAUCAAAGAUAAUUGUUAUUUUUCUUUAUUUCCUGGUUAUGAUUGUACUACCAUUGUUCUUCCAAAUGAAAAUAAUGCUACUUUCAAAUUGAAUCAUCAAGAUCGUGAAAACUUUAGUACUAUCAAACCUCUUUUCCCUUAUACUUGGCAUGGUGAAUGGGAAACUCAUUGUAGAAUGAAGAAACAACCCGUAACAACUCUUCAAUUCAUGAUCAAACGUGACCUUGGCAAGGCUCAAUUCUAUGUGGAGAAGAUUGGUCAACCUGUAUCGAAUGAAAGUGGAGAAACUGGUAAAAGACUGAUUCUUGGUGUAUUUUGUCUAGUGUAUGUAGUGGAAGGUCAUGUUAGGAUUAGUUUGGAUGAUAGUACACAUCAGUCGCGUGUUCCCAUGAUGGCUGGUCAAACGCUUUGUAUUGAACGUGAUGAAGAUGCUAGUCCUACCAAUAUGAUGAUUCAAGCCUCAGAUGAACAAGGCAUUGUGGGCAAUGAUGAUACUGAUGCCAAUGUAGUUAUUAUUCAAAUCUCAGAAACAAAACAGCAUGAAACUUCAAGUAUCAGUACAACCUCAGAAUAUUUUACUUCCCCUCAUUCCACCAAUAACAAAUUCACUGGGACCCCUUCUACAACUACCACUCCUAUUACUCCAUCAUCAACAGCAACAACAACAACAACAACAACAACAACAACAACAGCAAUGACGGAAUAUGAUGCACCUAGCGCUAGAAGACGAAGGGAUGGAACACACGAACGACGACGAAGUUCUCUUGUUUUAUAUGAUGAUCAAGGAAAAUCCGCCAAACCCAAACAGGAUUUAGUCCUUGAUGACGAUUCGACGAGUUCUACAACGAUAAUAGCUGAUAUCACAAAAUCUGAAAACAAAGAAACUUCCUUAGAUGCCAAAUGGACUGAUCAAUUGAAACAAACAACAACAAGUAUUGAUGAAGCUGUACGAAGAGAUAGUGUGGCCACCCUAUUACGAGGUUCUUUGGAUCCAGCACAAAUGUAUGUUCCUCCUACUGCUGCUUUGAUGAAUAAAGAUACCGAUGUCCCACCUCCUGUGGUUCGUGAUCGCUUGGUGAUUGAAGACUAUGCCGAACAUACUGUUAGUACUGCAUGGAUAAAAAUGAUUGAACAAGGACUUUCUGAAUGGAUUCGAUUACCAGUGAUCAUAUGUCGUGGUUCUGAUGAUGGACCUGUUGUUGGUAUUACGGCGGCUGUUCAUGGCAACGAACUUAAUGGUGUACCCUGUAUUCAUCGCGUGGUAUCUGAAAUUGAUGUGCACAAAUUGAAAGGAACAGUGGUGGCAAUUCCAUGUGUCAAUGUGGUAGGUUAUCUCAAGUUCCAACGUGAAUUCGCUGAUGGCCGUGAUUUGAACCGUCAAUUUCCUGGAAAAGAAGAUGGCUUUUCUUCUCAAGUAUAUUGUUAUCAACUGAUGCAUAAAAUCAUUUCUCAAUUCAAUUAUCUGAUCGAUUUACAUACGGCUAGUUUUGGACGUAUCAAUUCUUAUUAUGUCAGAGCAGAUAUGAACGAUAUUGCUUCUGCUACUUUGGCUCAUUUACAACAACCUCAAAUUGUACUUCAUAAUUCUGGUCAAGAUGGUACAUUACGUUCAGCUGCAAGUGCUCGAGGAAUCAAAGCCAUCACGGUGGAAAUCGGCAAUCCACAAUUGUUUCAAAAUCAAUAUGUUCAGUGGUCUUACUUUGGUGUGAUGAGGAUAUUGGAUCAUUUAGAAAUGUAUGCAUUGACCAAAGAACCCAAAGAAGAUCAAGACAAUAGAAUGAGUCAAGGACCACCUAGUACGAUUCUUUGUUCCAAAGGAUUCUGGAUUUAUACUCGAACAGGUGGAAUUUUGGAAGUAUAUCCUGGUGUUAAUAGUAUCAUUCGAAAGGGUGAUACCAUUGCUCGAGUUAAGAACAUUUUUGGCAAUUUGGUCGAUACUUAUUUUGCUCCUUGUAGUGGCAUUGUGAUAGGAAGAAGUUCCAAUCCCGUGGCAAUGGCAGGCGAUCGUAUUCUUCAUUUAGGUGUUAUCAAGAAAAAGGGUGAAGUGUUACCCAAAGAAGCCAAGGAAAACUAUUAAUGAUGGAAACUGCUGGGAUAUGGAAUUGACGGUCGUCUGAAUUUAGUUAUAGUGUUUAUUUUUUUGUUGACUUUUCUCGUAUAGUGUGAUAAUAUGAACCGGAUUUGAAAAUAUAUGCGUUUAUUAUAUCAUCUUAUUAAAUGAUUAUUAUGAAAAAAAAAAAAAAGAUAUA
This is a messenger RNA of Halteromyces radiatus, 2531 nucleotides long. RefSeq lists its product as uncharacterized. Gene Ontology annotation, molecular function: hydrolase activity, acting on ester bonds. The transcript has 12 exons. Lineage: Eukaryota; Fungi; Mucoromycota; Mucoromycetes; Mucorales; Cunninghamellaceae. The record is from RefSeq and is a predicted model, not a curated record. The coding region runs from base 50 to 2359 and encodes 769 amino acids.